ACUGCCUUGUACCAGGUCCCGCCCCUCUCUCUACUCCCUUUCUUAUAUUAAGAGGGGAAAAACACGGAACUGCCUCUACCCAUUCUGGUCACCAUACGCCUAUUACCUCUACUGUUACAAAUACCGGAUCACCCUCCGGGAGAAGAUGCUGCCUUGGUGUUACAGAAGCAUCACUUACAAGGAACAGGAGGACCUGACUCUCCGGCCCCAUUGCUGCCUCCCGUGCUCCUGCCUCCCGUACUCCUGCCUCCCGUGCUCCGAGUCCCUAGAAGGACUCCAGGCGGGUAGGAGCACUGCACAGGAAAAAGACCACAGCCAGCUUAAAGAACUCUAUUCAGCUGGGAACCUGACAGUGCUAUCAGCCGACCCCCUGCUUCACCAAGAUCCAGUUCAGUUAGACUUCCACUUUCGUCUUACCCCCCAUUCCUCUGCUCACUGGCACGGCCUUCUGUGUGACCACCAACUCUUCCUGGAUAUCCCAUUUCAGGCCUUGGAGCAAGGCAACAGAGAAAGUUUGACAGCAACACUGGAGUAUGUGGAGGAGAAAACCAAUGUGGACUCUGUGUUUGUGAACUUCCAAAGCAAUCAUAAGGACAGAGGUGCCCUGCUGCGAGCCUUUAGCUACAUGGGCUUUGAGGUGGUCAGACCAGAUCAUCCAGCUCUCCCUCCCUGGGACAAUGUCAUCUUCAUGGUGUAUCCCCUUGAAAGGGACCUUGGCCAGCCUGGCCAGUGAGCCUCCCUAAACAUGUUCUCUCUCUGUGAGGGGUUGAAAACCUCAACACACGGGACUCUGGGGCCCAGGAUGUGAUUUAAGACACUUCCAUCCUAGGAAAUAAAGGGUAGUGCAAUCAAA
Molecule: messenger RNA, 853 nt
Organism: Rattus rattus (black rat)
Lineage: Eukaryota; Metazoa; Chordata; Mammalia; Rodentia; Muridae
Gene: Oaz3
Product: ornithine decarboxylase antizyme 3
Biological process (GO): positive regulation of protein catabolic process
Cellular component (GO): nucleus; cytoplasm
Molecular function (GO): ornithine decarboxylase inhibitor activity
Source: RefSeq, a predicted model, not a curated record